Messenger RNA from Scatophagus argus, 1459 nucleotides. RefSeq names its product ribonuclease T2, like (gene rnaset2l). NCBI's taxonomy places the organism in Eukaryota, Metazoa, Chordata, Actinopteri, Scatophagidae. Gene Ontology annotation, molecular function: ribonuclease T2 activity; RNA binding. The transcript has 9 exons. The record is from RefSeq and is a predicted model, not a curated record. Bases 400 to 1230 code for a protein of 276 amino acids. Gene Ontology annotation, biological process: RNA catabolic process. Gene Ontology annotation, cellular component: extracellular region.
UCACACGCAUUUUAUUUUCAUGUUGUGCUUAAAAUGGAAAUACUCAGUUCCACAGUGGCAGGUGGACCCAAAUAUUACUACAAAUACAGACUCACAAUAAGACUCCUGAAGUGUUCGUCAGCUGGAAUCAGCUCUGAGAAAUGUGGAUUUUCUGCCUGAAAGCUGAAAGCUGAAAGCUGUCAGAGUCGUGUGAAGGUCCCAUCCAGAAUCUGGUCUCAUCUGGAUCACAGCAGCGCUUGUUCCUGUCCCUUCACAAGAGGCAGGACGAGGCGUGUGAACACGUGAACGCACACAUUUACUGUGUUCACAAGGUGAAGUCUCACUUUCAUUUCUUCUUUUGCUGACGCGUGGCAGGCCGACGCUUCAGCAGCUCUCUGGACAUUUCGGCCGGCUGUGGAGAUGUGGUGCUCGGUGCUGCCCCCGCUGCUCGUCAUGAGUUCUGCAGUCCUGUUCCUGCUGCAGCUUCCUGACUACACCGACGCACAGGAAGUACUCUGGGAGGACCACAAAUAUGGACGCCAGGGCUCGGAAGAAAAGCCGUUCUGCUCCUGGAAAUGCCUCCUGUUCACUCUGCAGUGGCCCGGAGGGUUCUGUCAGUCUUUGGACAGACAGUCUCUGUGUCAGAUCCCUCAGAGUGUGGACACCUGGACGAUCCACGGUCUGUGGCCUCAGCGGGCGUUCAACUGCUGCAGCUGCUGGCCGAUGUUCCACUCGGACAUCCAGGAGCUGGAAGCAGAGCUGACUGAACACUGGCCGUCCUUCCUGAAAAUAAAAUCCAGCUUCCACUUCUGGAGGCAGGAGUGGGAGAAACACGGAGUGUGUGCAGCGUGUGUGGAAGGAAUGAACUCUCCUCUCAGAUACUUCCAGAUCUGCCUCAAACUGUGGGGACGGUUUGACAUCCACGAGCUGCUGCAGGCCGCUGGCAUCACUCCGUCCUGUGAGCGGCUCUACAAGGUUGCCGAGGUUCACCGGGUCCUGGCUCCACAUGUGGGCGACAGACACGAGAUCCAGUGUGUCACAGACGACAAGGACAGAGAGGUGUGGUUUCAGGUGAAGGUCCCUCUGUCUCGUAACCUGACAGUCGGCUGCAACCACCGCGGUGACGCUGACGGGGAGCCGGCAUCCGCACCUGGAGCCGGAGGGACCUCACCUGGACAUCCGUGCCCUCCUCAGGUCCCCUUCUACUACUUCCCCAUAGACCACGAGCAGCCACGGCGGCCCUGCGGCUAACGGACAGCAGCUCGCGAGGUCCUGCUUGACCCGACUGUUAUCACCACCUGUUAUGCGUUAUUGUUAUUACUGUUAUUAUUAUUACUGUUAUUAUCAAAAGCAUUAUUGUUAAUGCUGUCAUCGUCAUUCCAAUACUGUCUGUCUCUCUGCCUGUCUCUCUCCCAGUCUCUCUCUCUCUCUCUGCCUGUCUCUCUGCCUGUCUCCCUCUCUCUCUGUCUGUCUCUCUCCC